GUUUUAAUUUGAUGGGGUAGCAUAUAGGCACGCUGAUGGGUACCUCGGGGCUACUAAAUAAUUUCUCUAAAAGUAUACAUUGUUAUCAAAUAAAAUAAAAUAAAAUGUCAUGGGAUUCAUUCUGUUUCUCUAUUACGGAGUAUUUAAGCUAAAGAGUCCAGAUAGAGAGAAAGAAAGUGUGAUUCUCUUUUCUUUUCUUUUCUUUUUUUUUUUCUUUUUUUAUUUAUUAUUUUUUUUUUAUCACUAUUUGAUUCCUAUUCUUUUUCACUUUCUUGUCACUCCUUCUUUCUUUCCCUUUCACUAUUUGAUUCCUAUUCUUUUUCACUUCCUUGUCACUCUUUCUUUCUUUCCCUUUCACUACUUGUAUCCCACCUCGUACUUUCCAUUUCACACGCAUAUAGAUAAAUGUUUUCUCUCUUGCUUGCUGAUUAAGAUUAAAAACAUCUUUCAUCAUUAUUGGGACUCUUUGUCAAACUCCCCAUUUCGUAGGCUUGUUGCCUGGUGCAUCUUUCAUCAUUAUUGGGACUCUUUGUCAAACUCCCCAUUUCGUAGGCUUGUUGCCUGGUGCUUCUAUAUGAAUGGCAUCAUCUUCCACUCCAAAACAACCGUCUCACGCCCAUAUCGGUGGUCCGCCUGAUUUAAGAAGGCGUCUGGCAGUGUACAAAGCUACAAUGAAAGACGACUGGGAGAGGGCCCAAGAUGAAGAUAUGGCGACAGCGUAUAUCAAUGGAUACCACGAAACACUACUCCACAGAGCAGUCGGAACAGGUAGAUCAAUUCAUUUUGUCGAGAAGUUGGUAGAACUAAUGCCAAAGGAGGCACUUGUUUUACAAAAUCUUCGAAACGACACAGCCCUCAGUGUUGCAGCCAGGUUGGGCAACACAAAAGCUGCAAUUAUAUUGGUGGACAAAAACCCAGAUUUGCUUCAAAUGAAGAAUAAUGAUGGUUUGUUUCCAGUUCACUUGGCUGCCUUGUAUGCCCACAAGGAAACACUUUUAUAUUUAAUGAAGGCAACCACAGACCAUCACCAUCCCACUCCGUAUGCAGACCAUUAUUCUGGUGUCCUGCUUCUCGUUCAACUAAUAGUUUCUGGAUUCUAUGACGUGGCUCUGGAUUUGGUUCAUCACCACCCUGAUUUGAGUACAAAAUUCAUGAGAAUUGAAAAUAAUGACUAUCCUCUAAAAGCAAUAGCUAGAAAGGCAUCUGCAUUCAGGAGUGGAUGUCGCCUCAACUUUUGGCAGCGUUUCAUCUAUUCUAGUGUUCCUGUGAAGUUGGAGAACUACCCUAACAACAACCCAAAUACCUGUGACACUCAGAAUCCAGCAGACAUCUCUCAAGUUCCUCCGCAGAUGAGUGGCAGAGAAAACUACUACUACUACUUUGGUACGCUACGCCAUAAAUUGCGUGUCCUACUUGCCAAAGCCAUGUUAUUAGUACCGCAUAUCAAGCACAUUCAAGAAAAAAUGUCGGGGCAUGAUCAAGCUCUUCAACUCGUCAAACGCUUGUGCGAAGGAUUAAUCCAUUCAAUUACUGAUUUCGACGACACAUUCUGGAACUUCAACGAACCAACCCUUGAGGCAGCAAGGCAUGGUAUUCAUGAGGUUUUACAAGAACUAGUGGAUACAUUUCCCGAUGCAAUUUGGUCCCGUGAUGCAAAUGAACAUUACAUAUUUCAAUUUGCAAUUAUAAAUCGUAAUGAAAAUGUUUUCAACCUCAUGUAUCAAAUGAGUGAAUUUAUGCAGUACAUGAUAAACUUAAUAGACAAAAAUGGUGACACUUUAUUGCACGUGGCUGGAAAGUUGGCACCUCAACAUAAACUCAAUCUAGUUUCUGGUGCAGCUCUGCAGAUGCAGCGUGAGUUACAAUGGUUUAAGGAAGUGGAGAAGUUUGUAAUCCCUGCCUACAGAGAAAUGAAAAACAAAGAUGAAAAAACUGCAGCAAUGAUAUUUAGUGAGGAACACGAGAAUUUGGUAAGAGAAGGAGAGAAAUGGAUGAAAGACACAUCAAAUUCAUGCACAAUUGCAGCAGCACUUAUUGCCACUGUAGUAUUUGCAGCGGCUAUUACUGUACCAGGCGACUACAAUGAUUAUGGCCUCCCAAAUUUUAACAAAGAAAUUGGCUUCAUAAUCUUUGCCAUGUCGGACGCAAUCUCUCUGUUCACAUCCUCAGCUUCCUUGUUAAUGUUUUUGUCCAUACUCACAUCACGCUAUGCCGAACAAGAUUUUCUCUAUAGUCUACCAAAAAGGUUGAUUAUCGGUCUUGUUACCUUGUUCCUCUCAAUAACAUCCAUGAUGAUAACCUUCAGUGCCACGCUUUAUCUUGUGUUUGGACAUAAAAAAGCAUGGAUUCUUAUCCCAACGGCUGCAUUAGCCUGUUUACCAGUCACCUUGUUUGUUUCCUUGCAAUUCCCCCUACUAGUGGAUGUGAUCUCUUCGACAUAUGGUCCUGGCAUUUUCGGUAAGCAAAGUGAUCGUCCAUUCUACUAAGAACAUCCAAGAAUUUAGGUGCAGAGAAGUUUGGGUUGCUUUCUGCUGUAGAAGUAGUCGAGGCUUGUCUUCUGUUGUAAUUAUGCAUUCUCAUCCUGUUGUAUUUUUUAUCUGUUUUGGCUUCAAAUGAAGAACAAGGAUGGUUUGUUUCCAAUCCACUUGGUUGCUUUGUAUACUUUUAUAUUUCAAUGAACGCAACCAAACACCAUCACCAUCUCUCCCCA
This is a messenger RNA of Cornus florida, 2710 nucleotides long. RefSeq lists its product as uncharacterized. The transcript is spliced from 8 exons. Gene Ontology annotation, molecular function: protein binding. The coding region runs from base 579 to 2486 and encodes 635 amino acids. The record is from RefSeq and is a predicted model, not a curated record. Lineage: Eukaryota; Viridiplantae; Streptophyta; Magnoliopsida; Cornales; Cornaceae.